This is a messenger RNA of Sclerotinia sclerotiorum 1980 UF-70, 741 nucleotides long. RefSeq lists its product as hypothetical. The transcript has 3 exons. The record is from RefSeq and is a predicted model, not a curated record. NCBI's taxonomy places the organism in Eukaryota, Fungi, Ascomycota, Leotiomycetes, Helotiales, Sclerotiniaceae. Bases 1 to 741 code for a protein of 246 amino acids.
AUGCUUUUCACCAACACAAAAUUUCUUUCUGUCCUCGCCGCUGCUGCAGCAGUCAAAGGUGCUCCAGUCGAGGGCAACGACAUCCAAGCUCGCGCAGUAGUCAACCACGAUUCUAUCAAUCCAUGGCCAGAGAAUGUGCCAGGCGGUGCCCUCGGUAACACCUUGAAGAGAUUUGAGCCUUACCUCCACAUUGCUCAUGGAUGCCAGCCAUACAGCGCGGUUGACGGCUACGGUAACACCAGUGGCGGACUUCAAGACACCGGAAAUAUCUCCGCUGGCUGCCGUGAUCAAGCCAAGGGUCAAACCUAUGUUCGGGGUGCCUGGUCUGGUGGAAAAUAUGGUAUCAUGUACGCCUGGUAUUUCCCCAAGGAUCAACCAGCCGCUGGAAAUGUUGUCGGAGGUCAUCGCCACGACUGGGAGUACGUCGUCAUUUGGACCAACAACCCAGAAGUCGCAAAUCCCGAAUUGCUUGGUGGGGCUGCCUCCAGCCACAGUUCCAAUAGGAAGUCAACCUCCAUACCAACACAGGGUACCAGACCCAAGGUCGAGUACUUUGUCGAAUUCCCAACCAACCACGAGUUGCAAUUCACAAACACUUUGGGAAGAGAUUUACCCAUGAUGUGGUACGACUUCUUGCCAGCAGUUAGCAAGACGGCCUUGGACAACACAAAAUUCGGUGAUGCUAACUGUCCAUUCAACAACGCCAACUUCGCAAGGAAGCUCGCAGAGGCACAAAUCUAA